Clarias gariepinus (North African catfish) is the source of this 2640-nucleotide messenger RNA. It is a transcript of the gene phkg1a, whose product is annotated as phosphorylase kinase, gamma 1a (muscle). Bases 194 to 1378 code for a protein of 394 amino acids. Lineage: Eukaryota; Metazoa; Chordata; Actinopteri; Siluriformes; Clariidae. The transcript is spliced from 10 exons. Gene Ontology annotation, molecular function: phosphorylase kinase activity; ATP binding; calmodulin binding. The record is from RefSeq and is a predicted model, not a curated record. Gene Ontology annotation, biological process: glycogen biosynthetic process; protein phosphorylation. Gene Ontology annotation, cellular component: phosphorylase kinase complex.
CUGCCCUUUCGCGUGCAGCAGCUCGCGCUCGCGCCCGCGUGCACCGGAACAUAGUGUUUGUGUGCAUCAUGGACUGAUUCGGACGUCUUCAGAAGACAGAAUUCAGAACUACAUUUAAUUAAACAGCAGAGAUUACUGAUGCAUCAAGGUUGCACCCAAGUUUCCUUGGAUAAUUUGUGAGACCAUCAUCAUCAUGACCAAAGACGACGAGAUCCCUGACUGGGUGGGAGCUCAGGAGUUCUACGAAAAAUAUGAUCCCAAGGAGAUUCUGGGAAGGGGAGUUAGCAGCGUGGUCCGGCGCUGUAUAAACAAACGUACAAAUCAGGAAUAUGCGGUAAAAAUCAUAGAUAUAACACCGUCAGAUAAGAUGACACCUCAAGAGAUCAAGGAGAUCAGGGAAGCCACAGUGAAAGAGAUUGACAUCCUGAGGAAAGUUUGUGGGCAAGAGAACAUAAUUCAGUUAAAAGACUGCUAUGAGACAAAAGCCUUCUACUUCUUGGUCUUUGACUUGAUGAGAAAAGGAGAGUUGUUCGACUACCUCACUGAGAAGGUUACGUUGAGUGAGAAAGAGACAAGAAAGAUAAUGCGUGCAUUGCUAGAAGUGGUCAGCUAUCUUCAUUCCCAGAACAUAGUUCACAGAGAUCUUAAACCAGAGAACAUCCUCCUUGAUGACAACAUGAACAUCAAACUGACCGAUUUCGGCUUUGCCGUUCAGAUUGCUCCACAGCAGAAGGUCAAUGAGGUAUGUGGAACACCAGGUUACUUGGCUCCAGAAAUCAUUGAGUGUUCCAUGGAUCCCCAUCAUCCAGGCUAUGGCACUGCAGUGGAUAUCUGGAGUGCUGGUGUGAUCAUGUACACACUGCUGGCUGGAUCUCCACCAUUUUGGCACAGGAAACAGAUGCUGAUGCUGCGCAUGAUCCUGGCAGGAAAUUACCAGUUCACGUCGCCAGAAUGGGAUGAUCGUUCAGAUACUGUCAAAGAUCUGAUCUCCAAAAUGUUGGUGGUGAAUCCAGAGCAACGCUACACAGCCAUCGAUGCCUUAAAUCACCCAUUCUUUCAGCAGUAUGUGGUGGAGGAGGUGCGACAUUUCAGUCCUUACAGGAAGUUUAAAGUCAUCUGUAUGACUGUCCUUGCUUCAGUGCGCAUUUACUGCAACUACCGUCGUGCCAAACCCGUCACCAAGGAUGUGAUCAAGAGUGACCCCUAUGCAGUGAAACCCAUUCGCAAACUCAUUGAUGCAUGUGCAUUUAAAAUCUAUGGACACUGGGUGAAGAAGGGCCAGACACAGAACAGGGCUGCACUAUUUGAGAACAGCCCAAAGGCCAUUUUACUCUCUAUAGCAGCCGAGGUUGAAAAUUCAUCAUUGAGAACAUGGUAGAAAAAAAAAACCUAUAUAAGCUGAAAUGAAGGAAAAAGGGAAAAUGAGAAAAUGGCUUAAUCAAGAAUAUUGCAAAUACUUUUUUUGGUAUUUGUUACUGUGAUAAAUUCAGGAAACUGACUUGUAAUGGUUAAAUGAAUAGUUAAAAUGGUAAAAAUUAUAAUAUAAUUUUAUUUAUUUAAAUGGGAUGAGAGCAACUGUAAAAGUGUGAAUUGUAAAAUGAGUAGGCUCUGAAUUAAUUCAUUUUGUUUGACAUUAUGGAAGCUUAAUAUUUGUAUAUCCUCAGGGGUUCAGCAAUAUAUAUGUGUUAAAUCCUCAUUAAUAAGCUUUCACAUAACCCACAUAUGUACUGUGUAGCAGGAAAUUGGUGUUUUAACUAUUAAUCCAUAAAACUAUUUAACUUGUUGAAUGUAAAGCAAAAUUUAAGCAGCACUAAUUAACAUUAUAUUGUUCAUCAAAUGAGUUCUAUUUUGCCCUUCCUAUUUGCCAUGCAGGCUGAAAUGGAUUUCCACAAAUCUUUUUUUGAUAUCUAUCAUCUUAUUCUGGUGGUAAACCAUGUUUUAAAGUAAGCUGGUGUCCAUCAGAUCCGAUCAGACCAAAUUUAUUAACAAACUGAAAACAAAGUGAAAAAAAAAAUUAUUUAGCGUAUUUACAAAAAUCACAAGAACUUUUAAUGUUCGUAUUUUGUAUCUGGGUGCAAAUCAGAGCUUUAGUGGUGCCUGGAGAAGUGGGCGUACUGUAAAUAUAUCCCUUAAUAUUAUUUAAAUUGGCUAAUCCAGCCCACAACAACAACAACAACAAAUCCUGUUUUAUAAACAGUGGCAUUGAGUGUGUGGGUAUGCCACUGGCUGUGAUUACCUGCUAUAGCAGCACUAAUCUAUCAUCAUUAGGUGGUUUGGUCCUAAAACCUCAUUUUUGUUUGAAUAGGUCGCUGUUAAUUAACAUCUUCAUUGUUAAUUGGUUUAUUGUAAUUUUUCACAAGAGGCCAUAUUUUGGAUGUAUCAGAAUGGACCGACAGGCAGGUGGCAGCAAACAAUACUUUUUUCUCAGUGUGGCAAUGCAAAGUUAUCCCACACCACUCUCUCUCUCUCUCUGUUUGGUUAGGGCUAGAACAUUAAGCCAAUCAUCACUCUUCCCUAAACAUAACCAAACAAAUCAACAAAGGCAGAAAAAUCGUCAUGCGUACAGCAUAUGACUGCAUAUCAGUAUAAAUGAAGUAAUAGGUAUAUGCAGUGCUUAAAAAUAAGGAGGUCAUUCUACAA